AUGAAUACAGCUCUGUACGUGAUCAACUUUGUUACCAACACCGCUAUCAUAGCAGUGGAUACACUAAUCGUCUUUGUUGCUUUCAAAACGGGUCAAAUUCGGACACAACUUGUUCUAUGGACGAUUUUUCUAUCUAUGGCUAUGGAUGCUGCUCUAUAUUUGAAUACCGUGAUUCACGAUGUACCCAGUUUUUUCUUGGGCACCGAUAUCUUUGGAGACCGGGAUCUGACAUAUAUUUCGGUCUUGAUAAUGGGCUGUCAAUGGUUCAGUCAGCUCUUUGUCCUACUAGUGUUGUCGGUGAUACAUUUUAUCGCAGUCUUCUCCCCGGCGCUAUUUCGCACACUUCUGCCUACGCAUAUACAAAUGAUCAACUUUGGCAUUGUCCUCAUCAGUAUUCUCUUUACAGUACCACUACUCACGCCGUACUUCGGAUAUUCUUACGUGACACAAGGUCACUAUUGGUACUACGACAUGAGUAAACCAUACACAUAUAUUUACUGGACCCUUAAUCUCAUUUUACAGGUGAUUUGUGCGGUUGUUGUGGUCUGCGUCGAUACUGUCAUUAUCUGGAAAGUUUGGCUGCUACAAACCAAUUCGGCAAAGAAAACGAUCAUUAACAUGUCUCUUGUUCCAACGAUUGUAGCAAAA
Ostertagia ostertagi is the source of this 648-nucleotide messenger RNA. The record is from the annotation of a GenBank genome assembly. Lineage: Eukaryota; Metazoa; Nematoda; Chromadorea; Rhabditida; Trichostrongylidae.